Molecule: messenger RNA, 1053 nt
Organism: Juglans regia (Persian walnut)
Lineage: Eukaryota; Viridiplantae; Streptophyta; Magnoliopsida; Fagales; Juglandaceae
Product: protein FAR-RED IMPAIRED RESPONSE 1-like
Exons: 1
Coding region: 1-1053 (350 amino acids)
Source: RefSeq, a predicted model, not a curated record
AUGAAUGCCGACAUAAAAUUUUCAAAUAAUGAGUGUGAUGAGGUAGAAAUUGAUAAGGAGAUUGGAGGUGAUGAAACAAUUGAAGAACCUACGGUUGGAAUGCAAUUUUCAUCUGUAGAAGAAGUGCAUGCUUAUUAUAUGAAGUAUGGUAAGAAGAAAGGGUUUGGGGUAUCCAAAAAGAAUAUUAGACAGGAUGACGAUGGGACAGUAAGAUGGUUUUGCUUGGCAUGCUCGCGAGGAGGCACAUUGAAGAGUACGGUUGCCAAUGUUAUGAAACCAAGACAAACUGUAAAGAUGGGAUGUAAGGCUAGAAUUAAUGCGGUAUUAAAUGUUGAAGGUGGAUAUACUAUAUCUAAGGUGAUAUUGGAUCACACCCAUGCCUGUAGUCCGGGGAAGGCAAGACAUUUCAGAUGCUUUAAGAAGGUUGAUGCUCGUGUUGCUAAGAGGCUUGAAAUAAAUGACGAGGCAGGUAUAAGGUUGUCCAAAAAUUUUAAGUCUUUGGUUGUUGAGGCGGGAGGUUAUGAGAAUGUAACAUUCGGGGAGAAGGAGUGUCGAAACUACAUUGACAAAGCACGACGACUUCGCCUCGGGGUUGGAGGUGGUGUAGCUCUAUGUAACUAUUUCGAAGAUAUGCAAAAAAGAAAUCCGGAGUUUUAUUAUAAGAUUGACAUUGACAAUGAGAUGCGGUUAAAGAAUGUGUUUUGGGCAGACUUCCGGAGUAGAGCUGUGUAUGAAUCAUUCGGGGAUGUGAUUACAUUUGAUACAACAUAUCUCAUUAAUGCGUAUAAAAUGCCUUUUGCACCGUUUGUGGGUGUGAACCACCAUGGACAGUCAAUCCUACUCGGUUGCAGAUUGAUAUCCAAUGAGGACGCAAAUACAUUUGAGUGGUUGUUUCAGUCAUGGUUGCAGUGUAUGAAUAACCAACCGCCAAAUGCAAUCAUCACAGACCAAGACAAGGCCAUGAAAAUUUCAAUAUCGAGGGUGUUUCCAACUUCUAGACAUCGAUUCUGCUUGUGGCAUAUAAUGAAAAAACUUCUUGAGAAAUUUGGCUAA